Penicillium antarcticum is the source of this 864-nucleotide messenger RNA. RefSeq names its product Major facilitator superfamily domain general substrate transporter. NCBI's taxonomy places the organism in Eukaryota, Fungi, Ascomycota, Eurotiomycetes, Eurotiales, Aspergillaceae. The transcript has 6 exons. Bases 1 to 864 code for a protein of 287 amino acids. Gene Ontology annotation, biological process: carbohydrate transport; transmembrane transport. Gene Ontology annotation, molecular function: carbohydrate:proton symporter activity. The record is from RefSeq and is a predicted model, not a curated record. Gene Ontology annotation, cellular component: membrane.
AUGUCCUUGUUAGGAUAUGACCAAGGAGUAUUCAAUGGCGUCGUGAUCACGCAGGACUUUCUCGAAACUCACAAUCUAGUCGGACCUUCGAAGACAAAGGACCUCUCUACCGUAACGGCGAUAUAUGAUGUAAGAUGUUUCUUCGGUGCUGUUGUCGCAUUCAGCACUAUCCUCCAGACGACCUCGUUUAGCCUGCCGCAGAUGUUUGUGGGCCGUAUCAUUCUAGGUGUCGGCAAAGGUAUCAAUACGGCAACAGCUCCUAUCUGGCAGACUGAAACAUCGCAGCUGAAAUGGCGUGGAGGGCUAGUCAUAUUGGCGAUGAUGAUGAACAUCACUGGCUUCUGUCUGGUCAACUGGAUCAAUUACGGAUUUUCAUUUGCCGGGAGCUCUGUCGCAUGGCGGUUCCCACUUGCAUUCCAAUUCAUGUUUCUCUUCGUUCUCCGGGCUACAACCCCCUGGUUACCAGAAUCUUCUCGAUGGCUCCUUGCACAUGGCAAAGAAGAGGAAGCCAUAGAAGUUCUCAGCUGCCUAGAAGCAAAGCCGAUCGACGACCCACGUGUCCUCCUCAAGAAAGACAAGAAGAGCGAUACCAAGACGCUUCGCCGGUUGUUCCUCGGUAUUGGAACUCAAUUCGUGCAACGGUUCGGCGGUAUCAAUGUCAUGUCUUACUAUAUGCCCACUGUGCUCACGAACUCGGUCGGUCUACCAGAGAAAAUGGCACGGUUACUGUCUGCAUGUAAUGCGGUCUCGUAUCUCAUUUUCUCGGGUCUUGCUAUUUUGUUUGUUGAGCGCAUGGGACGUCGGGUGUUGAUGCUAUCUUCGACUGUCGCUCAGUUUGUCUGCUUCCUCAUCAUCACCAUUUAA